AUUAAAGUGCGGUCAGCCGCUGGGCCUGGUGCCAUGCGUGCCUCCCUCGAGCCCGUGCUUGUUGCUGACAUUGGAAGCUCAAAUUCUUGUGCCUUUUGAGGUGCCCCCAGAAACUGGAAUUGGGACUUUCGCCAUUGAGCUCGAAUUCCACUAUAAUCUUCAGCCUCAACCGUCCGGCGCUAUCGAUUUAUCUCGCGGCGGCUGUCCCUAGUCUAUCACCCUGUUCGCCGUGUGAUGUGAUCGGGCUGUCUCGCCGACUCCACAAUCUCGUCGAUCACAGAUCUUUGCGUCACAUAUAUCCGGUCGACCCUCCAAGCCGCCCCCAACUCCCCUUCGCUUCUCCUGGUCGAGUUGUUGCCCCGUCACUCCGAAGAAGAUCGGCCUUCUUUUAGUCCUCACAACGCCCAAUGCGCUUUCCAUACACACUACUCUGUUAGCUGUGUCAACCUUGGGUCAGGCCUUGUUAGCCACGUGCCUAGGAACUCGUGCCCCUCGCUCGUUUUCCCUCCGCCUGCCGCCUCGACACCAACGCAAACGAUCAUCGACACACGAGAGUCUGGCCCUGCCGCUAUGCGAAAGGGAGAAAAGGGAACUGGGCCUAGCAUCUCCGCCUUGCUGCGCCAACACGGAGACUCGAGGUGACGGCACUUCAUGUCCACAUCGAUCUGAACCGCAAGAUCCGUGUCUAGUCGGCCCUGUGUGCGCCAACUAGACACAUUUUCGAGCCACUGUCGUGGUUUCAUAUUGGAUCUGGCGACAUAUAAUUUCAAUGGCGGCCCUAGUACAACAACCACGAGCCGCAGGGCUCGUCGAGAGCUCGGUCGCGGCUCUCUCGCAACUAGCAAAACGUAUCUACAUACCAUUAACACCACUCAGUCCGCCGGGUCAAAUCGAAGCCAACACGGUCGACCCAUGGACCGAGUCAGGGAAGUACGGACUGGGUUGGACCUACUUCGCCCUGGCAUUGACGGCAUGCGUUCUGUUCACGAGGGUGUGGCACUUUUGGCAGGACAAAAUCCGCCAGGCCAUAUAUAAGCAGGAGGUCGAGCAACACUGGAACCAAACAUACGCCAUCGAGCAGGAGUUGCAGCAACAGCAACAGCAGCAGGAGGAAGCACUACACACAGGGCGUACAUCUGGGCGUCACUUCUUCCCCGAGGAGGGCGGCAAGGAGGAGAUGGCGUUCCGACCAAAGGCGCACAUGUCCUCGGUCGGUUUCGUCAACGACACUCUCGCGCUUUUCCGCUGGAUUUUCUACCGACCGAUCCCCGAUAUCAGGUGGCACAAGCACCGCUUCACUUUCUCAUCCCUGGCGGUGCUUGCCGUGGUCACUGUCGCUACCAUCUUCGCCACCAUAUACUGCUUCAUUCUGCAGCCGCUAUACUGGCAGAGCAUCAAGUUUGGGUCGCCACCCCUUGCCGUCAGGGCUGGAAUGAUCGCAGUAGCCUUGACGCCUUGGAUCAUUGCCACCAGCACCAAGGCAAACCUCCUCACCAUGAUCACCGGGAUCGGCCCUGAGCGACUCAACGUUUUCCAUCGAUGGGGAGGCUACCUAUGCCUCUUCCUGUCGCUCGUCCACACGAUCCCCUUCUAUGUACAGCCGGUCUGGGACGAUGGCGGCCUCGAUGUAUUCUCAAAGCUCUUCCCGGAGGGCAGCGGUGCUAUCUACGGUACUGGGAUCGCCUGCCUCGUCCCCCUCGUGUGGCUCUGUAUCGCAUCGCUCCCAUUCAUCCGCCGCAUCGCGUACGAGAUCUUUGUUAUGCUCCACGUCCCGGUCGGUCUAAUCUACAUUGCCGUUCUGUUCUGGCACACCAAGAACUUCCUCAACUCCUGGAGCUAUCUCUAUGCGUCCUUGGCCAUAUUCUUUGUCUGCGCCAUUCUGAGGGUUUUCAACCUCAACUGGACCAAGCCGUGGCGCAUGGCAUUCAUGGUGGGCGACGAGGCCGCCAUCACGCUCCUGAGCGAAAAUGCCGUGAAGAUCACGAUCCCAACGCAGAUGCGCUGGAAGCCUGGGCAGUUUGUGUACCUCCGCAUGCCGGGAAUCUCGCUCUUUGAGAACCACCCAUUCACCAUCUCGUCGCUCUGCAGCGAAGACUUCCCGUCCGAGUACGGAGAGAACUACCGCGAUUGCGUGCUGGUGUUCCGCCCUUAUGGCGGCUUCACUCGCAAGGUCCUCGAGACGGCGAUCGAGAAGGGGCCCUUCCACACCUACCGUGCCUUCCUCGACGGCCCCUACGGCGGCAUGCGGCGGGACCUGGCCGCCUUCGACACCGUCAUCCUUAUCGCAGGCGGCAGCGGCGUGACUGCCCUCAUGUCCCAGCUCCUCAACCUCAUCAAGCGCAUGCGCGAUGGCAAGGCCAUCACCAAGAAGAUCGUGGUUGUUUGGGCGCUCAAGCGUCUCGAGGCCAUGGAUUGGUUCCGUGAGGAGCUCCGCAUCUGCCGUGAGGCCGCCCCGCCCGAGAGUGUGACGUGCAAGUUCUUCGUCACGGCGGCGGUGCGCCAGCAGCAUCAGUUCCUCCCCCAGGGAUUUCAGCCCCAGAGGGCACCGAGGCCACUCAGCAAUAUGUUCCACGACAAGCUGGACGGAUUCGUGGCUGGCAUCGCGUCCAAGCGCAACUCUGCAUUCAUCCACUCCGAGGCUCGUGGCGACCCAGACCGCGAGCGCGAGCUGCGUGCCGAGGAUGAAGACAGGAUUACGGCGCUCCCACAACAGAAGUACUUGCAGCCGCACAACAUCUCAUCGCAAGGGCAGCAGCACCCGCCGCCGCCGCCGCUGGCCAACAAGGACAGGGCUUCGGUGGCAGAAGAUACCCUUCGGCAGCUUGAGGGCCGUGACAUGAGCAUGGAGCAGGCCAGCGAGGCACCGUCGGACCGCAAAGGUUCGAUGGACAAGAAGGGCGAGUUCCAUUUCCCUGCCAUGCAGCCGCGUCUUGAUGUACCCACCUUCCAGUAUGCGCCGCCCGGCUCGCCAGGCCACAACCGCUUAUCGCAGCACCUCGUGCCACCAAGUACAUCAGACGGCAAUGCCACACCUGAUCUCCAGAGGGAGCAACAGCAGCAGCCGUAUGACGACCCGGAUAAGAAGCAAGAGAGCAAGCCCGCCUCGACAGAUGCACCGCGGCCCCCAGAGCUGGCACACCUGCGGACCGACCUGCCCAGCAACACGCUGCGGCCGGCGCCGCAGCUGCAGCGGGGCACGCGGCCGACGUCGACGUUCGGCCCGCCGUCCGGGUUCGAGUUCGGGUUCCCCGAGACGCCGACCGAGUUCCAGAAGUCGCUGAUGCGGUUCGCGUUCCCGAUCCCGCACCAGAUCGACGGCGGCUGGAGCGUCGAGUACGGGCGGCCAGACCUGGGCUACAUGCUCAAGGAGUGGGCGACGGGCGGGGCGGACGGGCGCGGGAUACUGGGCCGGCGCACCGCCGUCUUCGUGUGCGGGCCCGCGGCCAUGCGCGUCGGCGUCGCCAACACGGUCGCGCGCCUGCAGGCCGAGAUCUGGGGCGACGAAAUGCUCGAGGAGAUCUACCUGCACACGGAGAACUAUGCUCUGUGAGCGGGGCCCCGCUGCCCGCCCCCCACCUCUGGUGACUGUAUUUUUGUGUAUCUUGUAUCUAGUAUACCCCUAUACCCAUAUGACUCAUAUACCCCUUAUUUAUCACGUCUGUACGGAUGCCCCAGGAUAUCCUACCCAGUACAUAAACACGCUACGCAUAUACCUCUAUACUAUUCCUGAAUGGCUCAUGAUGGAUGAUAAGCAGGCAGGCAUCGCGAAAGAUGCGGGUGCGCCGAAUGGAGCGGAGUGGAGAGAAUAACGGAAACGACAGCGGGAGGAGACUUCUUAUCCAUGGUACGCGCUUUUCGAUAGCCGUCUUUGCUUUCCUUUCUGGCUUCUUCCCUUAAAGCUGUAGGCUCUUUGUAGCUCCGGAAACUCGAGAAUAUUAUCCUUCUAGUCCC
Gaeumannomyces tritici R3-111a-1 is the source of this 3951-nucleotide messenger RNA. RefSeq names its product ferric reductase transmembrane component 7. Gene Ontology annotation, molecular function: ferric-chelate reductase activity. The record is from RefSeq and is a predicted model, not a curated record. Gene Ontology annotation, biological process: copper ion import; iron ion transport; intracellular iron ion homeostasis. Bases 770 to 3550 code for a protein of 926 amino acids. NCBI's taxonomy places the organism in Eukaryota, Fungi, Ascomycota, Sordariomycetes, Magnaporthales, Magnaporthaceae. The transcript has a single exon. Gene Ontology annotation, cellular component: plasma membrane.